AUGAUGCGCAUCGCUGCUACCAAGGCCGCGGCCCGCCCCCUCACUCUCGCCUCGAGAGCUUGCUUCAGCACCACUGCUCGCACCAUGAGCGAGGGCGACACUGGAGCUCCCUCCAAGUACGGAGGCGGUGACGCCUUCCAGAAGCGCGAAAAGGCCAACGAGGACUACGCCAUCCGCCAGCGCGAGAAGGAGAAGCUCCUCGAGCUCAAGAAGAAGCUCAGCGAGCAGCAGGCCCACCUCCAGCAGCUGUCUGACCACAUGUUCGUCCACCACCUUUCAUCCUUCCACGCCUUUCCACCUUUUCCCCCUUCCAAACCCGCCCCAUCCGCGUGCAAUGACGUCGACUUUGUACAUUUGCUAACAACGGCACCCAAAACAGUGACGAGAUCACCAAAAACCAGGGUGGCGAGCACAACUAAAUUCAAAAUCAUAAAGAUGCAAUUUCCCCCCCGCUUCACGGAGGAGGUCUUUUCAAAGCGAUAA
Colletotrichum costaricense is the source of this 483-nucleotide messenger RNA. RefSeq lists its product as uncharacterized. The coding region runs from base 1 to 483 and encodes 160 amino acids. Gene Ontology annotation, biological process: negative regulation of ATP-dependent activity. Lineage: Eukaryota; Fungi; Ascomycota; Sordariomycetes; Glomerellales; Glomerellaceae. The record is from RefSeq and is a predicted model, not a curated record. Gene Ontology annotation, molecular function: ATPase inhibitor activity. Gene Ontology annotation, cellular component: mitochondrion. The transcript is spliced from 2 exons.